AUGAAAUCCUUGAAUGACCCCAGCAAACUUGACAGAUUUUCUUCAUCAUUAUCUUGGGCAAAAAAGAAGGAAAUGUUUGGUAAUUUUGUGCAGGCUCUCAAAAUACUUCAUGAAUCAAACUUGGUUCAUACAAAUUUACAUCUUGGAAAUAUCCUUUUUAACAAAUCAAGUUCCGAACCUUCACAAUCAACUCAAAAGAUUUAUAUAAGCGACAUUGAAAUGUGUCGAUCGAUAGAUGAACAAGGACAAUCAAUAAGUUCAAAAAUAUUUGGUUCGAUACCAUUCAUUGCUCCAGAAAUACUUAAAGGAGGAAUACAUACAAAAUCUUCAAACAUUUAUAGUCUUGGAAUGAUUUUUUGGUGUAUCAUUUCAGGAGAAUUACCUUACACACUUUACUCUCAUGAUUCCUCACUUGCUUAUGAAAUAUGUAAAGGGAAAAGACCUACAAUUCCUUCGGGUACUCCAAAGGAUCUUGUUGAGAUUUUAAAUCAAUGUUGGGAAUCCGAUCCGACAAAAAGGCCUUCUAUUAAUUCUAUCGCUUUUACUUUAAAUUGGAGUAUGGUUUCUGAUGGUGAAUCAAUUGAUUUUUAUUCAGAGAAUUUAUCUCAACAUCAUCCAAAUGCUUUUUAUUCUGGAAGGACAAUUGAUUUUGAUUUUGCAUUAUUUGAUCAACUAAAACCUUAUUUAUAG
This is a messenger RNA of Funneliformis geosporum, 690 nucleotides long. The record is from the annotation of a GenBank genome assembly. Lineage: Eukaryota; Fungi; Glomeromycota; Glomeromycetes; Glomerales; Glomeraceae.